GCAGUGUUAGCUCAGAUUGAAAAAUGCUGAAUGGUCUAACAUUUUUGUUUAAAACAUACUAUACUAUUCAACGUUUUUUUUGGGACAUAUCAAUUUAGAAAAUAAAAUUCCAUCCAAACUGUUUUAAAUAAUUUUAAUAAAAAAAAUUAAAAUCGAAAAAAACUCCUGUGGAUCUGCGGUUGAGUGUGCCAAAGCCGGGGUUGUGAUACUUAGAAUUUCGAUGGGAUUUCACCCUUCGGUGCCUUAGAAUUUCGUCUAGUAAGGGCAGCUGAAGAACAUUAUUAUUGAAGUAGGGAUUCCUGAGAUGCUUUAACAGGGCGUGGUUUAUAUUUUGGGCAAUCAGAGGAUUCGUUGCCGUUUUGCAAGUUGGCGAUUCCACGGUUCACCUUCAAAAUUAAAGGCUGGCGCUCUGAGGCUUCUCGGUUCAAGGGUUUGGUUAUUGUGUUUCUUUCAGAGUGAAUCGGCAACUCAGUACUGCAGCUAAAAGAACUUCUGGGUAUGUUAUAUUUUGUUAGGUUUCAUAAUAUACCCUGCGCAGCGCAAUCUGGGAGAUUAGAAACCAUUUCCGUAGAUAUUGCAUUGAAAAGAUGUUAUUGUUUUAAUUCCAACUUGGGUUUUAGCUCUUCGAGUACACGCCCCCGUUCAGUUCAAAGGAAUGCCCAAAACCAUGUUGGGAUAUUCUGGGACUUGGACAACAAACCGCCAAAGUCUUUUCCUCCCUAUGAUGUAGCUGUCAGGAUAAAAGCAGCGGCAUCUUCCUUCGGGGUAGUUCGGUACAUGGUGGCUUAUGCAAACCGGCAUGCAUUUAGCUAUGUACCGCCGGUGGUUAGGGACAAGAGGAAAGAAAGGAAGGUAUUGAAUGAGUUGGAGAACAGGGGAGUCAUUAAAGCAGUUGGGCCUUAUUUAUGCCGUGUUUGUGGAAGGAAAUUUUAUACAAACGAGAAGCUAGUGAAUCAUUUUAAGCAAAUUCAUGAGCGUGAACAGACGAAAAGGUUGAAUCAGAUAGAGUCGGCAAGAGGGAAUAGGAGGGUGAACUUGGUAGCUAAGUUUUCAAUGAAGAUGGAGAAGUACAAGAGGGCUGCAAGGGAUGUUUUUACACCCAAAGUGGGUUAUGGUCUGGCGGAUGAGUUGACACGAGCAGGAUUUUGGGUGAAGUCUGUGUCAGAUAAACCACAAGCAGCAGAUAAUGCGCUGAGGAGUCACAUGGUGGACAUGAUGGAUAAAAGGCUAAUUGAGUGUUUGGUUCUUGUGUCCGAUGAUUCGGAUUUUGUGGAUGUACUGAAGGGGGCGAAAUUGAGGUGUCUCAAAACGGUUGUUGUGGGCAAUAGUAAUGAUGGCGCUCUUAAGAGAACUGCUGAUGCUGGAUUUUCUUGGAAGGAAGUCAUGUUGGGGAAGGCUAAGAAGGAGGCAGUAACGACUAUGGGAAGGUGGAAGGAUCGUGAAGUUUUGAAAAGAUUAGAGUGGACAUACAACCCAGAAAUUGAGAAGAAAGUGUGUGGUUAUGAUGAUGAUGUUGGUUCUGAGAGUGGGGGUGCGGAUGUUGAAGACAUUCUUCAUGGGGAAGAAGCUGACUGUAUGCAGAAGAAAGACAAUGGUGCUUGGUGGGAACUAGACUCUGAUACCGAAGUCAAAACUGCUAACUCAUUUAAGUGAUAACAUGCAGUCAUUUAUUUUUUGAGUUCAUGAUCCGAUAAAGGUCAAUUGUAUUUUAUUCUAUUUUAUUUUUUUGUGUAGCUCUUUUUAGAUAUUGUAUGAAAGAAAACCAGCGCAAUGGUAUUGUUCAUUUACUCUUAUAAAUAAACAAGAAAAAUGGUAUAUGUUUUCUCAA
This is a messenger RNA of Malania oleifera, 1828 nucleotides long. RefSeq lists its product as uncharacterized. NCBI's taxonomy places the organism in Eukaryota, Viridiplantae, Streptophyta, Magnoliopsida, Santalales, Ximeniaceae. Gene Ontology annotation, molecular function: RNA nuclease activity. The record is from RefSeq and is a predicted model, not a curated record. The transcript is spliced from 2 exons. The coding region runs from base 499 to 1653 and encodes 384 amino acids.